CGUCCGACUACCCAGCGGCUUUGCGCGUCUGCGGUGUGAGCGUCCGCGCUGGAGCUGAGCAAGCAUGGGGAAGGUGAAUGUGGCUAAGCUGAGGUACAUGAGCCGCGAUGACUUCAGGGUCCUGACCGCGGUUGAAAUGGGCAUGAAGAACCAUGAAAUUGUUCCCUGCAGUUUGAUUGCUUCUAUAGCCAGCCUGAAACAUGGUGGCUGUAAUAAAGUUUUGAGAGAAUUAGUGAAACAUAAACUCAUAGCUUGGGAACGUACUAAAACUGUCCAGGGCUAUCGAUUGACAAAUGCUGGUUAUGAUUACCUAGCUUUGAAAACCCUGUCUUCUAGACAGGUAGUUGAGUCUGUUGGAAACCAGAUGGGUGUUGGCAAAGAGUCAGAUAUUUACAUUGUUGCAAAUGAAGAAGGGCAGCAGUUUGCACUGAAGCUUCAUAGACUGGGAAGAACCUCAUUUCGAAAUCUGAAAAACAAGCGUGAUUACCAUAAGCACAGGCAUAAUGUUUCUUGGCUUUAUUUAUCUCGUCUCUCUGCCAUGAAGGAAUUUGCCUAUAUGAAGGCAUUAUAUGAUAGGAAAUUUCCAGUUCCAAAGCCAGUUGAUUACAAUCGCCAUGCAGUGAUCAUGGAGCUUAUCGAUGGUUAUCCCCUGUGUCAGAUACAUCAUGUUGAAGACCCUGCAUCAGUUUAUGAUGAAGCUAUGGAACUAAUAGUCAAAUUGGGAAAUCAUGGGUUGAUUCAUGGAGAUUUCAAUGAAUUCAAUCUCAUAUUGGAUAAAGAUGACCACAUCACCAUGAUUGAUUUUCCACAGAUGGUUUCCACUUCCCAUCCAAAUGCUGAAUGGUAUUUUGACAGAGAUGUUAAAUGCAUUAGAGAGUUCUUCAUGAAACGUUUUGGCUAUGAAAGUGAGCUCUACCCAACCUUUAGUGACAUCAGGAGGGAGGACUCUCUUGACGUGGAGGUCUCUGCCAGUGGUUACACAAAGGAGAUGCAAGCAGAUGAUGAACUGCUCCACCCAGUAGGUCCAGAUGAUAAGAUUACUGAAACAGAAGAGGAAUCUGACUUCUCAUUCUCUGAUGAAGAGGUGUUAGAAAAACACAAAGUUCGGACAUCAGAAACGGAAAAUGAACUGAACCCAGUAGAUGAAUCGGAUGGCUACUGUUGCCGCUCACCUGGAGACUUUAAGCAAAUAAAGGAAGAUGAUUUAUCAGAGCAGAGUGCUGAUGUAUCCAGUUUUGAAGUGACUGAAUUAAAUCAAGCUUUAGAAGAAAUGAAGGCGCAGGUUCUUACCCACAGUUCUGUUACUGGCUUUUCUGAGGAGAGCAAUAGUACUGAAAAUGACACCAGACACGAUGGCCAGACAGGUCAGUGGACUGCUGACUCUGAAGAGUGUGAGGAUGAAUGCCCUGAUCUGAUUGCCUUGUCAUCAAUGAACAAGGAGUUCAGGCCUUUCAGAGAUGAAGACAGUAUGAAUAGUGUUGCUCAGCACAGAACAAGAACCCUGAGUGUUACAUCUACCAGCAGUAUCCUAAGCUGUUCAACAAUUCCUCCAGAACUGGUGAAGCAGAAGGUGAAACGCCAGCUGACAAGGCAGCAGAAGUCAGCCACCAGACGCCGGUUGCAGAAAGGAGAAGCCAAUGUGUUUACCAAGCAGCGGAGGGAAAACAUGCAGAAUAUUAAAUCUAGUUUGGAAGCAGCCAGCUUUUGGGGAGACUAGUGUAUUUCUGAUACAUAUUUUUUAAGAUACUGUAAUUCUAUAUUCAGCCACCUUUGGUCUGUUUUUAACUAAAACCACCAUGUACAGAAAUAAACCUUUUGACUAUAAAUUUGACUCAUGUGGCUUCCAGAGACUAAUUAAUUACAAUUCUGUUAAGCAUUUUUUUAAUUCUUCAAAUAACUGUUAAACCUAAAAUAACUUGUUCAAUAAAACUUCAUUAGCAGUA
Messenger RNA from Mesocricetus auratus (golden hamster), 1943 nucleotides. RefSeq names its product RIO kinase 2 (gene Riok2). The record is from RefSeq and is a predicted model, not a curated record. Gene Ontology annotation, cellular component: preribosome, small subunit precursor; nucleus; cytosol. The transcript is spliced from 10 exons. Bases 65 to 1717 code for a protein of 550 amino acids. Lineage: Eukaryota; Metazoa; Chordata; Mammalia; Rodentia; Cricetidae. Gene Ontology annotation, molecular function: protein serine/threonine kinase activity; ATP binding. Gene Ontology annotation, biological process: maturation of SSU-rRNA; protein phosphorylation.